CCUUUGCCUCCAGUAUCCCAGCAUUCACCGCGUGAUCUGCAGUGUAUUGACAAAGAACAGAGCGAGAGAAAAAAAAACUGGGUGGGAUCAUCAAAACAGUAGCCUAACGUGCCUCAAGCAACCCUUAUAAAUUGACGGUGAAAAGCAGGACAACACCAUGCCCUUAAGGAGCUGAGAGUGGGAAGGCCCAUUGAGCCAGAGUGGAGGUCACACACCUGCACAGCUCCCCGAGAGAAACGCUGCCCUGCCAAACAGAGGACGAGAGACAGGGGAGCAGAAGAGAGCUCAGCUGGAGCCAAUGCAGCAGCAGCAGGGCCGACAGCCGGAGCUUGUGGAAGGAAGCCUUCCCGUGUUCGUGUUCCCCACAGAGCUCGUCUUCUAUGCCGAUGAGCAGACGUCCCACAAGCAGGUGCUCACCCUCUACAACCCCUAUGAGUUCGCACUCAAGUUCAAAGUGCUAUGCACAGCGCCAAACAAGUAUACCGUGGUGGAUGCCACCGGAGCUGUCAAACCACAGUGCUGCGUAGACAUAGUGAUCCGACACAGAGAUGUACGGCCCUGCCACUAUGGGGUGUAUGAUAAGUUCCGGCUGCAAGUGUCGGAGCAGAGCCAGAGGAAGGCCCUGGGCCGGAAGGAGGUGACUGCCACGCUGCGGCCCUCAGCGGCCCAGGAACCCCCUAGCCCCCGUCCCCAGGAGGAAGAGGGCAGGCUGAAGGUGCAGCUGGCCGACAGUGUGUUCUUUGAACAGACUGCAUUCCAGACAGAGAGCCGGGUUGUGUCAGGAGGGCCCAGUCUCCUGACAGUGCUGCUGGGAUUGGUGUGUAUGGCUGCCCUCAUGCUCCCUACCCUGGGAGAGCAAGAAUCCACCGUGCCUGUCUACCUCCACUUAAGUGUUAACAAAAAACUUGUAGCUGCUUAUGUUCUAGGUCUUCUUACAAUGGUUAUCCUGCAUACAUGAAGUUCAUUUCUCACUGGAGAGAAAGGGAGGAAUAGCUGAAGCAAAAUAAAAAAGAAGAGGAUCUUCACACACCCAAGGCUACCAUGUGACAGGGUAGUGGUGGGGGAGGGGGGACGGGGGAUUGGGUAUCAGGUCAAUUUGCCCCCUUCCUCUAAAAACAUACAUUUACAUCUUCAAAAUACAAGACUGAACUGAUGCAAAUAACAUAGACCUUCAGCGCUGAAGCUAGAAGGGGGAAAAUGCUCAAAGGCUGUGUGAGUCAGUGGCCUUGGGCUUGUAUAGAAAUAUUGUGGAGGGGGUAGGGCUUGAAUUAAAAAUGUUGUUUGACUUCA
This is a messenger RNA of Osmerus eperlanus (European smelt), 1290 nucleotides long. RefSeq names its product motile sperm domain containing 1 (gene mospd1). NCBI's taxonomy places the organism in Eukaryota, Metazoa, Chordata, Actinopteri, Osmeriformes, Osmeridae. The transcript has 6 exons. The record is from RefSeq and is a predicted model, not a curated record. Gene Ontology annotation, cellular component: cytoplasm. The coding region runs from base 299 to 958 and encodes 219 amino acids.